UACAACCGGCGGGGCGAGCGCGGGGGCCGCACGCCGACCCCCGCCGCGGGGCUCCAGGGAUCCGGGAGCGGCGGGCGGCCGUCGGGGAUGUCCUACAAGCCCAUCGCUCCCGCCCCCGCUACCCCCGGAGCCGCCAGCGCCAGCCCCGCCCCGCCGGGGCCCGGGGCACCGUCCGCCGCCACGAGUGUCCCGUCGCCCUCCGGUUCUGUCCCUGGCGCCGCCGCCCCUUUCCGGCCGCUCUUCAAUGACUUCGGGCCGCCGUCCAUGGGCUACGUGCAGGCCAUGAAGCCCCCCGGGGCGCAAGGCUCGCAGAGCACCUAUACGGACCUGCUCUCGGUCAUCGAGGAGAUGGGGAAGGAGAUCCGGCCCACCUACGCCGGCAGCAAGAGCGCCAUGGAGCGGCUGAAGCGGGGGAUCAUCCACGCCCGGGCGCUGGUCAGGGAGUGCCUGGCAGAGACAGAGCGAAACGCCCGCACGUAACGGCAGCUGCCGCCCGGGAGCCCCCGGGACCUCCCGGUGGCGGGGGCGGGGGGGCCGCCGUGCUGCCCGAGCCCCCCCUCCCCGCGCUCUCCGCUCUUUAUAAAUGCGUGUUUUUAUAAAUAAAGGACAAUGUUGGAA
Melospiza georgiana is the source of this 618-nucleotide messenger RNA. It is a transcript of the gene CDK2AP2, whose product is annotated as cyclin dependent kinase 2 associated protein 2. Bases 88 to 480 code for a protein of 130 amino acids. Lineage: Eukaryota; Metazoa; Chordata; Aves; Passeriformes; Passerellidae. Gene Ontology annotation, biological process: negative regulation of G1/S transition of mitotic cell cycle; regulation of microtubule cytoskeleton organization. Gene Ontology annotation, cellular component: microtubule; cytoplasm; nucleus. The record is from RefSeq and is a predicted model, not a curated record. The transcript has 4 exons.